AUGGGAAACGAUGGUGGCACCAUCAAUAGGUCCAAGAACCUCGCAGUGGCAGCAGUGAGAGGUGCUAAUGUCGCUGCGGACGACAACGUCCAGGAGUACAAUUGGCAGUCCCAGUGGACCAGCUGCCGGCUUUCAGGCAAGCCCCUGCAGCUGCCUGUUGUGGGCGACUGCAAGGGUAACAUCAUCAACAAGGAGGCCCUGCUGGAGUGGCUGCUGGACCGCCAGGAGCGCGGCGCCGGAAAGCCGCGGCCUGAAUUCCGGCACCUGCGCCGCCGGGCGGACAUGGUAGAGCUGCACAACCUCGUGGCGGAGGGCGACGCCGGAAUCCUGCGCUGUCCGGUGGGCGACGCGACGCUAGGCCAGUCGAAGGGCCGUUUCGUGUACCUGGCGUCCUGCGGCGACGUGAUGCCGCAAAAGCUGCAACAACAAGUGUCCCAGUGCGCCGUGUGCGGGAAGGCCUACGACCCAUUAGAUGUGGUGCUGAUCAACCCACGCGCCGCGGACGAGCAUGCAGCCCUCCGCGACCGGAUGCGGGUCCUUGUAGAGCGCGGCCUGUCACACAGCGGCAAGCCCCUGCCCAAGAAAAAGCGCAGCCGUUCGCCCUCUGCCCCAGAGGGACCACCGCCAGCAAAGAAGGCAGCGACGCGGGUUGGGACCGACUGA
Molecule: messenger RNA, 663 nt
Organism: Eremothecium gossypii ATCC 10895
Lineage: Eukaryota; Fungi; Ascomycota; Saccharomycetes; Saccharomycetales; Saccharomycetaceae
Product: ADL356C-Ap
Exons: 2
Coding region: 1-663 (220 amino acids)
Biological process (GO): site-specific DNA replication termination at RTS1 barrier; mitotic DNA replication termination
Cellular component (GO): nucleus
Source: RefSeq, marked provisional